Melopsittacus undulatus (budgerigar) is the source of this 4143-nucleotide messenger RNA. It is a transcript of the gene BST1, whose product is annotated as bone marrow stromal cell antigen 1. Bases 59 to 1009 code for a protein of 316 amino acids. The record is from RefSeq and is a predicted model, not a curated record. Gene Ontology annotation, cellular component: plasma membrane. NCBI's taxonomy places the organism in Eukaryota, Metazoa, Chordata, Aves, Psittaciformes, Psittaculidae. Gene Ontology annotation, biological process: positive regulation of B cell proliferation. The transcript has 9 exons. Gene Ontology annotation, molecular function: phosphorus-oxygen lyase activity; NAD+ nucleosidase activity.
AUGCUCUUUCUUUUUUUUUUUUUUUAAUUUUUAAAGGACUUGUUUUUCUCAGGAAUUCAUGAUGAAGAGCCUUUUUUUAUCUCUCUUACUUGUCUCUGUUCUGUUUAUGAACAGCUUCACAGAAGUGCAGGGAGGGAAAUGGAAAGGUGAAGGUACAACACAAAACCUGGAAAGUAUUGUCAUUGGAAGAUGCUAUGACUAUAUUAGGAUUGUGAAUCCUGCUGUGGGAGAGAAAAACUGUUCAGAGAUAUGGGAAGCAUUUAAAAACGCAUUUAUUAACAAGGACCCUUGCAACAUUCUACCUAAGGACUAUGAAUUAUUUAUCAACCUGUCAUUGCACACAAUUCCACCUAACAAGUCUCUCUUCUGGGAAAAUAAUCAUCUGCUAGUCAACAGCUUUGCUGGCAGGGGCCAGCGCUACAUGUCUCUGGCUGAUACUCUGUUUGGCUUCUUUGGAGAUUUUCUAAACUGGUGUGGGCAGGCAAACAGCAUUGAACUGGACUAUGAAUCCUGCCCUACCACGGAGGAAUGUGAAAACAAUGCAGUGGAAUCUUUCUGGAGAAUGGCCUCAAUCACUUAUGCACAGCACAGUUCAGGGGUGAUACAUGUCUUGUUGAAUGGUUCCGCAGUUGGAGGAGCUUAUCCAGAACCAGGUUUUUUUGCAGAUUACGAAAUACCUAAUCUUCAGAAAGACAAAAUCUCACAAAUUGCCAUCUGGGUUGUGGAUGAUAUUGAAGGACCAGAUAUAGAUUCCUGUGGAACUCAUACUGUAGAGAAACUAGAAAACAGAUUGAAAACCCUUGGUUAUGAUGUCAUCUGCACUGACAAUUACAAGUCUGUAAUGUUCUUACUCUGUGUGGAUUAUCCUGAUGAUCCUAAGUGUACCCUUUCAUCAUCUGCACCAGCAGCACAAAGAGGACCUAUAUCUUCAGACAGAGGAGGCAGCUGGAACAAGCUCAUGUUUGUUUCUUUUGUAGGCUUUUUGUUCAGAUUUGCUUUAGUGUACUAAGUUAAUCAACUGCAUCCAUAUCCUCUGUUUGCCUUAGCGGGCUAUAAAUUUGACAUCAACUGAUUUCUAAAUGCAGUUUCACCCUACUUAUUGGACUACCACACCUGCAUAUUUAAACCAGGAGUCUUCUAUUUAGAUACCAGCUACUUUUAGUAUCAAAAAUUAUUCUACUGCUGCUUGAAAGUCUCACCCUUUAUUUCCUUUUCUUGAAUCCAUUGCUCUUUCCUUUUACUCACCAGAAUUAAAUUGAGAAUAAUACUUCCUGUUAACGUAUUUCAGAAAGAUAAGUGAAAUAGGGCCUGUCAUACGUCUCCCACACAGCUUACUUGUUUGUGAAAUCAACCCUAGCAUUUGGCCUUGGAAACUUAGUGUCUGAUUAUUGUGUUUAGGGAAGGGGAAAUAUGAAUUCAGGUGGAAGAGAGCUUUGAUCACUCAAUAAGUGGUCCAGAACUCAGGCCAAACUUAUCUGAAAUUGUUGUACAGCAAGAUUCUGGCUUGCAUGUUUGCACAUAGUAUUUUCCCACUUAAUAUCGAUUGUUUCAUCAUCCACAAGCUGUUCCUCAGCUGGCUGUUUUCUGGCCAUGUCAUAGUCCAUAGUCAGGAAAACCAGCUCUAGAAAUUUCCACAGUUUUUCCAUGAUGAUGUGAUGGUUGAUCAUCGUGAAUGUAAUUUAUGGCAUAUCAAAUUCAGACAAGAACCUGCCAAGUCAGGCAUCUGCCUGCUUGCAGUGAACUCAGUUAGCAUGCUUCAGAAUAUAUUGAGGAGAGAGCAGAUGCCAUCUUGAAGGUCCCUUAAAUUAUUUUUGUGAAUUAUCUAAGAAUUCCAACUAGUUAUUCCUCUAAACCACCAACAAAUGCAGCUACCAAGAUGGCACAUAAAUCUUUGGAAAAAAAUUUGUUCUUCUAGAAAAUAACCUGAAUUAGAAUUUUGGUGCACAUACUGUUAGGUUCUGUGUUAUUUAUACAUGUUGUCAGAAAAUGGGAUAGGAUAUUCCUGUUAUCUCAGUGCAUCUGAUUUAGGGCUCCAUAGUAGAUCUGCAUCCUUUCAGUCCCUGGUACAACAAUAUCACAUUGUAUGUUUGAAAGAAAAGCUACCUACAGUAUGUUGUUGUUGCUCAUUUGUCUUCCUUCCAUUUCUGUAAUAACCUUUAAUUUGGUUUUAAUGCAAAUCCCUUUAUAUUAUACACAUAGUUGCAUUUGCCUAAGUCACAGAUGGGUUUAGGCUCCAGCUUUAAGGUCUUUUGUGUCCGCUUCAGACACUUGCAGAAGUAAUGAAAUCAGAAGUUACAGACCGUUCAAAAUCUGGGCUGUAUUACAACUUAAAAUUGUUCCCUACCUAUGCUGAAACAUUAAUCCUUUGAUUAGUCCUUUCAACAUCCUCCUUAUUUUUAUUUCUUGUUUGAUGCUAUCCUUAACAGCAUCUGCCAGAAUAAUGAGAGGUAUCAGAGACAUCUCAGAUAACUGAAUCCAAGCAGUUUUGAUCAGUCUUUGAUUUGUCCACAGAAGAUCACAUCAUAGCAAAUUUUGGACUAUAGGCUGUAGAGACAGUGCUCAAAGAUAGGUGUCCAAGCCACCGUUUGCUCUAGUGUUGUCCUACCCACUGACCUGUACAUUAUAGUGUGUGCAGGAUUCAGAGAAUAGCUUAAUAUCACUAACAAGCCACGUGCCUCAGGCAACUUCCACCCACAAGCCAAGCAUCCCAGCUGGCCAUCUUUUGCUUUCCAGCCUCUAGAUGCAAUCCACUCCAGCAGCACAGUCGGUGCUGGCCCAUACAUAUGACACCAAGCACACUGUAGGAAGUGCUAAAUAAUUCUGUUUGGAAAAAAAAGUAAAAUACAAAAUAGGGUAGACACAAUUCAAAUUUGAAGUCAUUUACUGCAUAACCUUGUAUCAAGAGCAACACAAUCAGAAGCCUACUGCAGUGUCUCCUUAUUUCUAACGUUCUUGCCUCUUUUCCUGUUGCUUCAACUCAGUAGCAGUUUUUUCUUCCAGUGUCAUUUGAAUAAAGUGUCUCAAACUUACUGGAAAAUCUUGGGAAGAUCCAUAAAGAUUUUUACCUGACCAACUAGUAUAGCUGUGGAAAAAAAAGGUGUGAAAGUUUUAGACACAUAGACUUCCUGAUAUCUAAAAGACAGCAAAUUUUAAGCUGAGUGAGUAUUGUUUGUUCUGAGUUUAAUAUAAUGGUUUUAAUCUGUAUGAAAGAACAUUGUGACUGGCAUCUCAGAAGCAGAGGGGCAGAUGUGUCAGCAAAGUGAGAAACAAUAAGGCCAGUUGUUACUCCCAGAGGGAGUGAGAGACAUGGACAAAAAGUUGUGAGCAAGAUAAUCCUUUAUCUCUAUUUCUGUGUUUACAAAGUAUAUGAAUAGUGCUAUUUACAUAUAUAUUUUACACUUAUGUUGUGAGAAUCGAGCAGGUAUGUCUGUGCUCUGGCUUGAGCACUCAGUAACUGCGCUGAUUAGCAAUGUCUCAUGUAACAGCUGUGCCAAAUUUGGAGAAAUCAUAAUGUCCAAAAGGCAUCUGCCCUUCUCCAUGAUGUUCAGCAGGGUGCUUCAAAUAUGUAUUCAGAAUGUUUCAAUCAUUCCUACUUGUACUGGCAAUACUGCAAAACCAGCCAUCUCCAGGCCUGAACUCAAGGGGGGAAGUGUUUCGUCGAAAACAUUACAAGUAUCUCUUCAUUCUGAAUCCAGUUGGAUGCCAUAAUCCUGUAUAAGUCUGUUAAUAUCCAACUAAAGGCAAAUGAAAGCAGCAUGUACAGGAGCAUUACAAGGUGUUCUGCAUUUCUGCAGACAGACUUGUGGAAGCUCCUGCUACUAAAGGAGUAUUUCCUGUCUUUUCCCAUUUUGUGGGCCACUUAAGAACUCAGUUAUAUCAUGCUUUUCAUUCCUAUAUAGAAAUAAAUAUAAUCUCCUCUUCUGCUAACCUACUUAUUUUUUUCUGCUGUGUGUGUUCCAGUCAUUGUAUCUGACAAAAACCGAACCCUAAUUCAGAGUAAUUCCUUGUGUGUGCAUGCACACAUAUUCAUCUGCUCAUAGCUGCUGUGAUCAUCUGCUUUUAAAUGCAAACUCUCAAGUGCUCUGUAGAAAGAAGUUAUGAGAAUAAAGCAAGGACAACUUGUUCACCUCUCUGCCCUUUUUA